This is a messenger RNA of Endocarpon pusillum Z07020, 1884 nucleotides long. RefSeq lists its product as uncharacterized. The coding region runs from base 1 to 1884 and encodes 627 amino acids. NCBI's taxonomy places the organism in Eukaryota, Fungi, Ascomycota, Eurotiomycetes, Verrucariales, Verrucariaceae. Gene Ontology annotation, molecular function: carbon-sulfur lyase activity. The record is from RefSeq and is a predicted model, not a curated record. The transcript has 3 exons.
AUGGCAGACAGCACAAUCAUCAAGACACGCUGCUUUUGCGGUGCAAAUGAGUACUCCGCUUCCACUUCCAACUCAUCCCUCCCGCUUCGAAGACAUUUCUGUCACUGUAACAGUUGCCGUCACGGUAGCGGACUCUUACAGUACACGGCUGUCGACUGGCCGAGUCCUGUUCCCGAUAGCAAUACGCUCACGAAGUACGCCUUUUCCAAGAAUUGCGACACCUACUUCUGCUCUACGUGUGGAGCACACAUGUUUUGGCAUACCCAUCAUCCCACGGACUACGUGGCUGUGGUGCCAGGUCUCCUGGAGAACCCAGACUCGAUAUUGGAUAUCACCUCUCACAUCUUCGUUGGAGACACGAUUGACGGUGGCUUCAGCGAUUGGCUUGCCAGUUUCGAAGGUAGACCACUUCCCAAAUGGGAAGCGGAAGAAGAAACGAGUAAAGUCUUGGCGUCAGGUUGGAAUGGCUCUGAGGGUCAAGAUCUCGCCCAGGAUCUCGCUCAGGACACUUUGCGUGCCCAUUGUAAGUGUGGUGGAGUGGACUUCCUGAUCAAGCGGCCGCGGGAGCCUGAGGAAGCCGACAAACCGUUGGAUCCAAAGGAAUGGUGGGUUCGAAGCAAGAAUCGAUACCUCGCAAGCAACUGCGCCUGUAACAGCUGUCGUCUUACCUCUGGCCUGGAACUCGUACAAUGGGCAUAUGUUCCUACUCCCAGGCUGGCGAAUGCAAGCGGCGAGCGCUAUCAAUUCAACUGUUCUACGUUGAAAUCCUUCAAAAGCUCCGAAAACGUGACGCGAUAUCACUGUGGUCGCUGUGGCGCUACAAUCUUCUAUUGGAGCGAUAGCCGGCCACAAGUCAUCGACGUGGCGGCGGGCCUCCUGGAGGCUCCUAGUGGAGCAAGGGCAGAGGGCUGGCUGGAUUGGAGGAUGAAGAUUUCUUACGAGGGAGAUGCCACUCAUGGUCGUUUGCUGAAGGCUUUCAAGGAAGGGCUGGAGGAUUGGGGAAAGCGUAAUGGCAAGACCUACAGAGUCCUUCGUUCUCCAACCUUCCGAUUUUUUGUUGGGAAAGAUCGCACAUGUCUCACUGUUCCCAAGUGCCUUGCGAAGGAUCUUUCGGAUCCAUUACAUGCAAUGAUGAACAAUGAGCACAUGGAAGAAGCAAGAGAGGGCCGCGCUAAUUUAGAGGACGUAGAGGAGUCUACAUUUGUAGGCUUCUGCGAAUUUGCCUACACGGGUGACUAUCGUUCACGGAUGAAGGACCCUAAGCCAGAAGUUCAAAGCAACAAUGACGCACCAAGUGAGGAGGACGUGGUACCAGAAAAAGCAGCUGCGGAAGAGGAACCCAUGGCGGCAGAGCCUGAGCCUGCGCCUGAGCCUGCGUUUGACGUCCCAAUUGAGGACACCUGGGGUGGUUGGGGCCAUAACAAAAAGGCCAAAAAGGGCCAAAAAAAAUCAAAUACUGAGCACCUUUGGGACGACUUCAAACUACUCACAUUUGACGAUUCUGUUCGCACGAACGAACAACCAGCUCUGAACAGCGACCCAUCUAUAUCCCACACACCAACCGCGUCGCUCCUCUAUCACGCGAAGAUGUAUGUUUUUGCCCAGAAGUAUCUUAUACACAACCUACGUAUCCUCGCUCUUCGCCAUCUUCACGGCUGUCAGCAAAACCUGGCUCUCACAAAGCGUGAUACUGGGGAUAUUCUCGAGAUUCUAGAAUUCACGUACACGAACACUGACAGAGCUCAAUCCAACGACGACGAUUUGAGGAAAUUGAUUGUGCAUUAUGCGGUUUGCGAAGCCAAAAUUCUUAAGCGAGACCCCGAUCUUAGGGGUCUGUUGGAAGAGUAUGGAGAGCUGGCCUGUGAUUUGUUCUACAAGAGCUGA